AUGUCCGAGACCUACGAUUUCCUGUUCAAGUUCCUGGUGAUCGGCAGCGCCGGCACCGGCAAGUCCUGCCUGCUGCACCACUUCAUCGAGAGCAAGUGUAGGCAAUGCCGCCGGAAACCAUUGGGGGUGGAGUUUGGCUCCAAGGUCGUCAACGUGGGCGGCAAAACCGUCAAGCUGCAGAUCUGGGACACGGCGGGCCAGGAGCGCUUCAGGUCCGUCACGCGCAGUUAUUACCGCGGGGCCGCGGGGGCGCUGCUCGUCUAUGACAUCACCAGCCGCGAGACGUACAACGCGCUGGCGCAGUGGCUGACGGACGCGCGCACCCUGGCCAGCCCCAACAUCGUCAUCAUCCUCUGCGGCAACAAGAAGGACCUGGAGGGCGAGAGGGAGGUCACCUUCCUGGAGGCCUCGCGCUUCGCCCAGGAAAACGAGCUGAUGUUCCUGGAGACGAGCGCGCUGACGGGCGAGAACGUGGAGGAGGCGUUCCUCAAGUGCGCCCGCAGCAUCCUCAACAAGAUCGAGUCCGGGGAGCUGGAUCCCGAGCGGAUGGGCUCGGGGAUCCAGUACGGGGACGCGUCGCUGCGGCAGCUCCGGCAGCCCCGGGGGGCUCCGGCCCCCGCCCGGCAGGGCUGCGGCUGCUGAGACCCCAAAGGAGCCCCAAAACCAGGUGAGAGCACCCCAAAAACAGCCC
Messenger RNA from Passer domesticus (house sparrow), 691 nucleotides. RefSeq names its product ras-related protein Rab-4B-like. Gene Ontology annotation, cellular component: plasma membrane; recycling endosome. The record is from RefSeq and is a predicted model, not a curated record. Gene Ontology annotation, biological process: Rab protein signal transduction; regulation of endocytosis; vesicle-mediated transport. Lineage: Eukaryota; Metazoa; Chordata; Aves; Passeriformes; Passeridae. Gene Ontology annotation, molecular function: GTP binding; GTPase activity.